Polistes canadensis is the source of this 1479-nucleotide messenger RNA. It is a transcript of the gene Tango9, whose product is annotated as solute carrier family 35 member F6. Gene Ontology annotation, cellular component: Golgi membrane; intracellular membrane-bounded organelle. NCBI's taxonomy places the organism in Eukaryota, Metazoa, Arthropoda, Insecta, Hymenoptera, Vespidae. The coding region runs from base 149 to 1297 and encodes 382 amino acids. Gene Ontology annotation, biological process: pyrimidine nucleotide-sugar transmembrane transport. The record is from RefSeq and is a predicted model, not a curated record. Gene Ontology annotation, molecular function: pyrimidine nucleotide-sugar transmembrane transporter activity. The transcript has 8 exons.
AUUGCAUUAUAAAAGUCGUGAAAGAAAGAUUAAUUCGACAAUGGUAUACACUUCCAAGUAUUUUUAUAAAGCGAUUAUAGAUUUUAUUUAAAAAUUUUCGACGCUUGUAUAAAUAUUACAUUAUAAUUAUAUAUUCAACUUUUCAAAGAUGGAUAAAUUAUCAUGGACACAUUAUCAAUAUAUUUUAGCAAUUCUUAUGGUAGUUACUGGAUCAUUUAAUACCCUUUCUGUAAAGUAUGCUGAUAAACAAGUAGUGGCUGGACAGGAUGGAGUGCCUCGUCACUUUAAUCAUCCAUUUAUGCAAUCUUCAUUUAUGUUUUUGGGCGAAAUGCUAUGCCUUAUCAUUUUUAAAAUUGCAUAUUGUUACUAUUGUCGUAAAGAUGAUGGUUCUGUAGAUAAUAAUAUCUUAACCAAAGGAUCUCGCAAUUUCAAUGCAUUCAUCCUAUUUAUACCAGCUAUGUGUGAUAUGUUAGCAACUUCUAUUAUGUACGUCGGUCUUAAUUUGACUUAUGCCAGUAGUUUUCAAAUGUUGCGUGGUGCUGUUAUAGUUUUUACUGGUAUUCUCUCGAUGGGCUUCCUCAAUAGAACCUUCGGUGGAAGAGAAUGGACUGGAAUUAUAUUUGUUAUGAUAGGUUUAGCGCUUGUUGGUUUGAGCGAUAUGAUGAUUAAGAAAGAUGACGAUACUAGUUUGAAUUCUAUUUUAACUGGAGAUCUACUAAUAAUUUGUGCACAGGUAAUAACAGCGGUCCAAAUGGUAAUAGAAGAAAAAUUUAUAGCUGGUCAAGAUAUUCCUGCAUUACAAGCAGUUGGUUGGGAAGGUAUUUUUGGAUUUAUUGGCAUAUGCCUCGUGAUGAUUCCUCUUAAUUUUAUUUACGCACCACCACCAUUUGCGGAUAACUCACGAGGAACUCUUGAAGCUACUACAGAUGCUUUUGUACAAAUUGGAAAUAGUGGCAGAUUACUGAUGGCAAUAGUUGGAAUAGCAUUCAGUAUAGCAUUUUUUAACUUUGCUGGUAUUAGUGUGACAAAGGAAAUCAGUGCUACAACAAGAAUGAUUUUAGAUAGCAUACGAACAAUUGUUAUAUGGGCUUUUUCAUUGAUAUUUGGAUGGCAAGAUUUUCAUUAUCUUCAGCUCAUUGGCUUUACGAUUCUUUUGAUUGGAAUGUGUUGCUAUAAUAACGUGGUAAUUCCACAAUUAACAAAAAGAUGUCUGUUAUACUUAAUCAGAAAAAGACGCGCUCCAGACGAAGAACGCAUUGUUAACAUUGCUGCAGACGAUGUUCAAGAAAGUAUAUAAAAAGCAAAAACGAAGCAUGUUAUAAUAAUUGUCAAAUGAUAAAAAUUUAAAAAUACAGUCAGAUCUGUGAUUUUACAUAUAAACAUUUAUCACUUACAAUUAUUUUAUGACAGAGAAGCUAUGGUAUAUUUUUCAUAUUUUCAUUAUUGUCAUCACAUAUAUAAUAUAAUAAAUAAUAUACG